AGACACCCCUGGCCAUGGAACUGGCAUGACAGCCAGAGUAAAUGCUGCAGGCACCGGAUUGUGCAACUUCACCAUGAAGAAGCAGCAAUCAUCACCAGCAGACAGCUCUUGCAGUGAAAAUUAACAGCAGUUCACACACAGUUAUGCCACGAUCACAAAGAGUGUAUAAAAAACUGGAUAAACUGCAUUUGAAUAAUGUAGUGAAUGGGAGACGUGAGAAACAAUGGCAAUCCAGCAAUGAGGCUAUGUCCGAAGUAAGAACAUCUGCUGAAAAUGUGAACUCGUUUCCUAGCAGCUCCAAGCGAAAAAUUGGUGAGGUAAAUGGUGCAUACUACAGUGAUGAAACUCGGUACCUUUAAUUUAGAUUAACUGAUGUUGAAUUAUUGACUGCAGCAGUGAAAUUUUCUUGUAUUUGUAAGAUGUGUGGUAGUGAUAACAUUCAGAUUAUAGAUGAUGGCACGGGAGAAGGCUUGGCAGCCAAUCUGCAUAUUGUGUGCAAAAAAUGUGAUGCUGAUAGUUCAUUCAAAACUUCUAAAUGUAAAAACUGGUACUAUGAAGCUAAUAUGAGGUUUACCUUUGGAUUGAGGUGCAUUGUAGUUGGGAGAGAAAGGGGGAAAUUUAUUGUGAGGAAUAAUGAAUAUGCCAGCACCAUGUCUGAGAUUUACACAAAUAAACUGUGUACUGGAAAACAUAAUUUCUGACAUGUGUGAGGACAGUAUGGUAACAGCUGUAGUAGAAGCUAUUGCAGACAAUGAUCCGUUAGACGAGAACGAUUCUGGUCAUGUUAGGACAGAUCUUGUUGUGUCAUGUGAUGGUACAUUCAUGAAAAGAGGGCAUAUGUCUUUAUGUGGUGUGUCAAGUGUCGUAAGUAUUGAAACAGGGAAGUUACUAGAUGUUCAAGUUAUGAGCAAAUUCUGCCAUAACUAUGCACUUAGUGGAGAAUGUGAAGAAGCUGUAAAAGGACAUAACUGCAGCAAAACAUUUUCUGGUUCUAGUGGUGGAAUGGAAGGAGCUGGUAUGCAAAUUAUUUUUAAGAGAUCUGUCAAGGAAUGUGGAGUCAGAUAUGUGGAAUAUCUGGGGGAUGGUGACUCCAAUGUAUUCAAGUCUGUGAAUGAGAGAAAACUUUAUGGAGAACUUUCAAUUGAGAAACUUGAAUGCAUAGGUCACAUCCAGAAGAGAAUGGGUUCAAGAUUGAGGAAACUUGUCAGUGACAUGAAAGGCUAAAAGUUGGAAGAUGGAAAGGGCAUUGGUGGACACAACAGACUCACAAAGAAGAUGAUAGACUCUCUUCAAGAGUAUUAUGGCAAGGCUAUCAGACAGAAUCUUUCCAAUGUAAAUGACAUGAAAAGUGCAGUAUGGGCUACAUAUUCCACAUGUUGUCAACAGAUGAACACCCUAUUCAUAAUCUGUGCCACAUUAGCUGGUGUAAAUAUCUACAAGCUCAGAGGGAUAACAACCCCUACACUCACAAGGAGAGGCUUCCAAAUCGUUACCUUGGAUCUUGUCAAGUCCACUUACAGGUUUCUGGCUGCUCCUGCACUUUUCAAAAAGUGUGUUCAUGGCAAAACCCAAAACCCAAAUGUGUCUCAAAAUUCACUCAUACGGAAAAGAUGCCCUAAAAACACAUUUGCAUCUGUUACAGUUGUCAGAAUUGCAACUUAUGUUGCAGUUAUUAUAUUUAAUUAUGGGAAUGUCAGGAGGAUGAAGGUAUUAGAAAGAAUGGGCUUCA
Schistocerca americana (American grasshopper) is the source of this 1729-nucleotide messenger RNA. RefSeq lists its product as uncharacterized. NCBI's taxonomy places the organism in Eukaryota, Metazoa, Arthropoda, Insecta, Orthoptera, Acrididae. Bases 634 to 1224 code for a protein of 196 amino acids. The record is from RefSeq and is a predicted model, not a curated record. The transcript has 2 exons.